UUUCCUCCAUUUCUUACGUGCUGUUCUAAGAGGUUGAUUGGCCGCCAUGGUAGUAGCAAGCUCGUUGUGCUGCAGCCACGCGCUUGGGCUGAAGCCGCUGCAUUCUACCGUUAAUGGAACGCGUAGACUAAUAUCCUCUACGAGCCUUCAGGCAUUCACACCCCGCCGCUCAGCUCCUGGCAAUGCUCGCAUCGAACGGUCCGACAGGCGAAAUGUUCGCAUCUCAGCCGUCAAUGUCGCUGCCGAGAGUGCGACGGCGUCGCAGGGGUCGGAAUCGGAGCUUCUGGAUUGGAUGACCGCCAAUGGCCUCCCGCCGUGCAAAGUGACGCUCAAGGAGCGGCCCGGAGCCACUCCCGAGGAAGAUUCGAUCCGAUACGUGGCGGCUAGCGAGGAUCUGCAGGCUGGUGACGUUCCGUUGAAGGUUCCCGACAACCUCAUUGUGACGCUGGGGCGAGUGCUGGGCGACGAAACCCUAGCCGAGCUGCUGACGACCAACAAGCUAUCGGAGCUGGCGUGCCUGGCGCUGUACCUCAUGUUCGAGAAGAAGCAGGGUGACGAGUCCUUCUGGCGGCCCUUCAUCAACGAGCUGGACAGGCAGAGGGGGCGAGGCCAGACAGCGGUAGAAACCCCGCUGCUGUGGGAGCCGGAGGAGGUGGCAGAGCUGUUCCAGGGGAGCCCCAUGAAGGCGGAGGUGGAGGCGAGGCUGCAGGGCAUCAAGCGGGAGUACGAGGAGCUGGACACGGUGUGGUUCCUGGCUGCCUCCCUCUUCAAGCAAUACCCCUACGACACGCCCUCUGAGACGUUCCCCUUUGAGAUCUUCAAGCAGGCGUUCAUUGCCGUGCAGUCAUGCGUGGUGCACCUGCAGGGAGUGAGCCUCCCCCGUCGCUUCGCCCUCAUCCCCAUGGGCCCACCUCUCCUGGCAUACCGCAGCACCACUCGCUCCAUGCUCGCUGCCUCGCCUGAUGGCGGCGUGGAGCUCAGGCUAGAUCGCCCUGUCAAGGCAGGGGAGCCCCUCAGUGUGUGGUGUGGCCCACAGCCCAACACCCGUUUGCUGCUCAACUACGGCAUUGUGGAUGAGGAUAACCCCUAUGACCGCCUCACAGUCCAGGUGGCUCUGAACCCCGACGACCCGCUCUACCAGGCGAAGCGAGCCAUCGUGCAGAAGAACGACCUGCUGCGCACUCAGGACUUCCAGCUGUACAAGGGCAAGGAGCACACAGCUCUGUACGACAUGAUGCCCUACUUGCGCCUGGCGCAUGUCACCGACCCCCUCGACAUGGAGUUCGUCACCUUCGCUCAGGGGCCAGUGUGCGGGGUGAGUCCGUGCAACGAGAAUGCAGUGUUGGAUCAGCUGGUCGAGUUUCUGGAGGGCAGACUCGCGGCCUACCCCACCACUCUGGAGGAGGAUAUUGCUGCGAUCGCAGACCCCGCAACGGCUCCCAAGAGGAGGGUGGCAGCGCGGCUGGUGCGCAUUGAGAAGGAGAUUCUGAGGAACGCACUGGCAGCAGUGCAGGAGGUGAUUGCUGCCCUGCCCAAUGGGAGCGAGUCGCCCUGCUACAGCCAGUACAGGCCCAUCCUCAAAUGAGCUACAGUAGUCACCGCCAAAAUUUAGCAGUGCAGCAUAGCUAUUAUAUGAUACAAUCAGCACUGUGCCUUGUCAUGUGCCGGAAAGAUAAGAGAACAAUUGUGCUCAACGCUUCAGUGUACACAGCCUGAUAAAAACAAUUGUGAAAAAGAAUAUUAACGACCA
Closterium sp. NIES-67 is the source of this 1750-nucleotide messenger RNA. The record is from the annotation of a GenBank genome assembly. NCBI's taxonomy places the organism in Eukaryota, Viridiplantae, Streptophyta, Zygnematophyceae, Desmidiales, Closteriaceae.